GCAUAGGGCCUGCCAGGGGGCCAUAGGGCCUGCUAUGGGGUCUGCAGCGUCUGCCAGGGGGCUAUAGGGCCUGCUGUGGGUUGCAUAGGGCCUGCUAUGGGGUCUGCAGGGUCUGCCAGGGGGCCAUAAGGCUUGCUAUGGGGUCUGCAGCGUCUGCCAGGGGGCUAUAGGGCCUGCUGUGGGUUGCAUAGGGCCUGCUAUGGGGUCUGCAGCGUCUGCCAGGGGGCUAUAGGGCCUGCUGUGGGUUGCAUAGGGCCUGCUAUGGGGUCUGCAGCGUCUGCCAGGGGUCUGCAGGGCCUGCUGUGGGGUCUGCAGGGUCUGCCAGGGGGCUAUAGGGCCUGCUGUGGGGUGCAUAGGGCCUGCUAUGGGGUCUGCAGGGCCUGCUGUGGGGUCUGCAGGGUCUGCCAGGGGGCUAUAGGGCCUGCUGUGGGGUGCAUAGGGCCUGCUAUGGGGUCUGCAGGGCCUGCUGUGGGGUCCACGGGGCUGGCUGUGGGUGCACAGGGCUUGCAGUGGGGUGCAGAGGGGCAGCUCAGGGGGCUAUAGGGCCUGCUAUGGGGUCCGUAGGGUCUGCUAUGUGGUCCAUAGGGCCUGCUGUGGAUGCAUAGGGCCUGCCAUGGGUGCAGGGGGGCAGCUGUGGGUGUACAGGGCCUGCUGUGGGGUCCAAAGGGCUGGCUGUGGGUGCAUAGGGCCUGCUAUGGAUGUAUAGGGGCAGCUGUGGGGUGCGUACAGCCUGCUGCGGGGGGCAUAGCGGGGUCUGUAGGGCCUGCUGUGGGGACAUAGGGGCAGCUGUGGGGUGCAUAGAGCCUGCCACAGGGGGAAUAGGGCCUGCUGUGGGGUCAUUGCGCCUGCUGUGGGUACAUAGGGGCAGUUGGGGGGUGCACAGUGCCUGCUACAGGGUGCAUAGGGCCUGUUGUGGGGUCCAAAGGGCUGGCUGUGGGUGCGUAGAGACUGCUACGGCUGUAUAGGGCCCGCUGUGCGGUGUGUAGGGCUGUCAGAGCACAUAGAGCCCGCUGUGGGGUGUGUAGGGCUGUCAGGACACGUUGGCUUCUCGAUGCCCCCGUUUCCACCCCACCGUUUCCAGCCUGAGGCAGGUGCAGGGAGGCUGCCCGGCAUGGGGCGGCCGUGGGGCAUGCUGCAACCCUGCCAGCCCCAUGGGGCAAAGGACACGCCGUGGGGCAGAGGGCACGUAGUGGGGCAGGGUCCCCAUGCCCUGUAGGGCAGGCUCACCCUAUAGCCGGCCCUGCAGCCCUGGCAGAGGCCGGGUCCUGCCCCGGGGCUCUGGGGGAGUGCAGUCGGGGUCCCUUGGGGCUGGGAGACCCCAGGAUCAGGGCCCCCGAUGUCUCCUGCGGGCUCUCAGUGGGGUGCCCUGCUGUGGGGUGGGCGGGCUGCGAGAUGGGGGCACGGCCCCCGUGCCCUCCGAGGCCGAUUCCUCCCCACAGAGCUGGGCUGCAGGAGACUUAAUCGGGAGGCAGCCUGCGUCGCUGCAGCCCGGCCGUCAUCACGCGGCGCUGGGCUAAAAAUACCCAGGCGGCAGCCAGCGGGCCCGGGGUGCCGGCCCCGGCGUCCCCGGGGUCCCCAGGGUCCCCGGGACAGGGAUGGGGACAGGGACGGGCUGCGCCUUGCCCACGCAGGGGAUGCUGGCUCUGCCCGCCCCCCCAGUUAAUGGAGUGUCCUCGGACCCCCGUCCUGGGGUCGCAGGUCCUGUGGGGACACGGCAGCUACUCCGGUUCCUGCUCCGGGUGUGCAUGCACGGGGCUGGGACCGGUCCCAUCGCCCGGUGUCACACCCCGGUGCCGCGUGGCCCCCCCCACGGUGACAGCCCCCCGGCUCAGGGCUUCGUCGCCCGCUUCCUUCCCCUUUCCAGCCGCCCUGCGCAGCGCGGUACACAAGUCACCCUGGGCGAGCGGGGGACGUGGGCACCAGCUCCCAGCCUGGGGGGGGCUGCGCCACAACCCCGCGGGACCCCCAUCUCCGUGUGCCGUGCAUCCCCCCGUGCUCGGGGUGGGGGCACGGCCCCAGCCCCUCUGUCGGUGCCAGCUUCCCCGUCCCCUCGCCGCGCAGCGUGACCGGCAAACAGGAAGCCUCCUCCCUUCCCGUCCCCGGCGCUUUCGCCCCGUCAGCUCCGCCGCCUGCGUGCCCCACGGCCGCUGACUGCUUGCCGUGGGGCGCCCCACGGCACCGGGUCCCGCGGGCAGGGCGGGGGUCCGGGUGCGAGCCGUGCCGCUGCCCGCCGCCCGUCCCCAGAUGCCGUGAGCCAUGUCGGACGAGAAGCCCCCGCAGCUGGUGGACUACUUCGUGGUGGCCGGACUGACGGACGCCUCGCGGCCGCUGGAGGACGAGAACCAGCAGCAGCGCCCGGCCCGGCCCAGCGAGCCCAUCACCGACGUGGCCGUCAUCAUCCGCUCGCAGGGCGAGGAGGUGCCGCACGGCUUCACCUGCAUCGAGACCACCACCUCGGGGCACCCCGUGGACCUCAACGCCGGGCUGCUCAACAACCCGCAGAUGUUCAUCUGCUACAAGCGGGGCCGGGACAAGCUGCCCCUCAUCGAGCUGGGGGUGCACUACGAGGGGAAGGACCGUCCCAGGCCGGGCUACACCAUCCUGGACACGACGCCCUACAGCCGCUCGGCCAACCUCAACUCGGGGGGCCCGGGGCACCAGCGCACCUUCCUGGUGUACCGGCGGGCGGCCGAGCCCCAGGGCCACAACGCGCUGGGGGUGACCGACAUCUGCCUCAUCAUGCCCAGCAAGGGCGAGAGCACCCCGCACACCUUCUGCCGCGUGGACAAGAACCUCAACACCAGCAUGUGGGGCCCGGCCUUGUUCCUGUGCUACAAGAUCGCCAUGGCCAAGGCCAACACGCUGGUGUACGAAGCAGGGCUGCUGGGGCGCUACCCCGAGCAGGACAGCGAGUCCUUCCCGCUGCCCGAGUCCGUGCCCGUCUUCUGCCUGCCCAUGGGCGCCACCAUCGAGAGCUGGCCGGCCGACACCAAGUACCCGCUGCCCGUCUUCUCCACCUUCGUGCUGACCGGCGCCUCGGGCGACAAGGUCUACGGGGCCGCCAUCCAGUUCCACGAAGCCUUCGCCCGCGAGCGGCUGUCGGAGAAGCAGCGGCUGCGGCUGGGGCUGCUGAGCGUGGUGGACCGGCGGCCCAUCGGCGGCCGCUCGGUGCAGACCCGCAAGAGCAUCUGCGUCCUCUCCCACUGGCCCUUCUUCGACGUCUUCCGCAAGUUCCUCAUGUUCAUCUACCGCUACUCCAUCUCGGGGCCCCACGUGCUGCCCCUGGAGACGCACAUCUCGCACUUCAUGCACAACGUCCCCUUCCCGUCCCCGCAGCGCCCGCGCAUCCUGGUGCAGAUGUCCCCGUACGACAACCUGCUGCUGUGCCAGCCCGUGUCCUCCCCGCUGCCGCUCAGCGGGGCCAGCUUCCUGACGCUGCUGCAGAACCUGGGAGCCGACAACGCGGUGACGCUGCUGGUGGCCGUGCUGACCGAGCAGAAGCUGCUCAUCCACUCGCUGCGCCCCGACGUGCUCACCAGCGUGGGCGAAGCCCUGGUCUCGAUGAUCUUCCCCCUGCGCUGGCAGUGCCCCUACAUCCCGCUGUGCCCGCUGGCGCUGGCUGACGUGCUGAGUGCCCCCGUGCCCUUCGUUGUAGGCAUCCACUCCAGCUACUUCGACCUCCACGAGCCCCCCAAGGACGUCAUCUUCGUCGACCUGGACACCAACAACAUCUUCCAGAGCGAGGAGCGCAAGCUGCUGUCCCCGCGGGCGCUGCCCCGCCGGCCCUGCAAGGUGCUGCUGGCCUCGCUGCACAGCCUGUCCCAGCAGCUGCACGAGAUGUACAACAAGCCGGUGGAGGAGGCGUCGCUGGAGUUCCUGCUGACCGACUACGACCUGGUGUACGGGCGGCGCAAGCAGCUGGAGCUGGAGAUCCGGGCGGCGUUCCUGCGCUUCAUGGCCUGCCUGCUCAAGGGCUACCGCUCCUUCCUGCAGCCCAUCGCCCCCGCGCCCCCCGAGAAGAGCCGCGAGACCGCCAACCUCUUCCUGCUGCAGGGCUUCCUGAAGUCGCGGGAGCGGGCCUACCAGAAGUUCUACGGGCAGCUGCUGCGCACGCAGCUCUUCACGCAGUUCAUCGAGGACUGCUCCUUCGCCAGCGACCGCUACACCUGCCUCGAGUUCUUCGACAGCUGCGUGGACAAGGUGCAGGUGGAGCUGGAGAAGCCGGAGGACGUCCCCUUGAUGGAGCUGGACGACUCGCACGGCAGCGAGCACACCGUCUUCAUCAUGCCCCCCGAGGAGCCCACCGGCCCCGACGGCAGCGAGCUGCCCGCCUCCUACUGCUACGACGGCUUCCCCACGCUGCGCCCCGAGCUGCUGGAGCCCGCGCAGGACCUGCUGAUGGCGCAGCUGUGCCAGGCGCGGAGCAGCGCGCCCAGCAGCCCGGCCCCGCGCCGGACCAAGCAGGAGAUGAAGGUGGCCCAGCGCGUGGCGCAGAAGUACUUCGGGGUGCCCGACAUGUGGGCCAAGUGCCUGCUGGGCCACUGCUACGGGCUGUGGUUCAUCUACCUGCCCACCCACGUGCGCGCCGCCCCCUCCAAGGUGCGGGCGCUGCAGCUGGCCUACGAGGUGCUGCGCAAGAUGGAGACCCACAAGGUGGUGCUGCCCGACGAGGUCUGCUACCGCAUCCUGAUGCAGCUGUGCGGGCAGUACGGCGAGCCGGUGCUGUCGGUGCGGGUGCUGCUGGAGAUGAAGCGCGCCGGCAUCGUCCCCAACACCAUCACCUACGGAUACUACAACAAGGCGGUGCUCGAGAGCAAGUGGCCGGCCAGCACCCAGGGGGGGCGGCUGCGCUGGGCCAAGCUGCGCAACGUGGUGCUGGGGGCGGCGCAGUUCCGGCAGCCCCUGCGGCAGCGGCAGCGGCAGGCAGAGCUCCAGGAGCCCCCCGCGCCCCCCCGGCCCCGCGCCGCCCUGCAGCGCCAAACCACCUGGGCCGGCCGCAGCCUGCGGGACCCCCCCGCGGCCCCCCAGCUGGUGAAGAGCGGCAGCCUCAGCUUCCCCCACGCCGAAGCCACCACUUUGGAAGCCGGAGUCGGACAGAUGCUGCGAGCCCUGGGCGCGCCGGAGCCCCCCCGGGUGCGGGACGCGGCGCCUGCCUCGGCUGAGGGCAGCCUGUCGGACGUCAGCUUCGCCACCGACGAGAGCGAGCGGGCGGACGAAGCGGGGGCGGCGGGGGCCGGCGGGGGCCGGCGGGAGGCGGAGAGCGGGGGCACGCCGCGGCGGGGGCUGGCGGCCAAGCUGCAGCAGCUGCUGUCCCCCGGCAAGCGACCCUCGCCCCGGCACGCCGCCGACGGCCACGGCGGCCCCCGGGACGGCGGCGGCACCGAGCAGCGGGACCGGGACCCCCCCCAGCGCCGCAGCCCCAUGGACACCCUGCUGCACCCCCGGGAGCGCCCCGAGUCCACCGCCUCCGAGAGCUCCGUCUCGCUGGGCAGCGAGUUUGACUUCUCGGAGACGUCGCUGGGCAGCCACAAAGCCGCGGAGCCCCCCGGGGAUGUGGCGCAGGAGCCCCCCGCCGUGGAGGUGCUGCUGUCCAGCUGCUCGCGGUGCCAGGGCUGCGGCUCGCUGGUGUACGACGAGGAGGUGAUGGCGGGCUGGACCUCGGACGACUCCAACCUCAACACCACCUGCCCCUUCUGCGACCGCGCCUUCGUGCCCUUCCUCAGCAUCGAGAUCCUGGACUUCCAGCAGGCCCCCAGCGGGGCCGAGGACGGCUCCGUGCCCGCCCCGGCCGCGCAGGGCCCCGUGCUCAGCGACCGCCACCGGUGCCUGGCGCUGGACGACGCCGAGCAGGAACCGGGACCUCCCCCGGGGCUGUGCAACGGCUGCGCGGAGCAGGCGGCGCGGGGCCCUCCGCGGCGGCAGGAGCGGGUGGCCUUCGCCUACCUGAGCCCGCUGGUGCUGCGCAAGGAGCUGGAGAGCCUGGUGGAGAACGAGGGCAGCGAGUGCCUGGCGCAGGCGGCGCUGGUGGACAGCCACCCCAUCCUCUACUGGAACCUGCUCUGGUACUUCCAGCGCCUGGGGCUGCCCAGUAACCUGCCGCGGCUGCUCCUGGGCUCGCAGCACGUGGCGGCCCCCCCGCAGGCGCAGCCGCCCGACGCCGCCGCCGCCUCGGUCGGGGUGCGCUUGUUGUGGGACGUCCUCGUCCCCGAGCCCGACAGCGUCCCCCCGCUCUACGUGCUCUGGAGGUUUCACAGUAACGUCCCCGGCCGCCUGCAGGCCUGGCAGCACCGCGAGCACCCCUUCUCGCUGGCCUUCCUGGAGGCCGUGCUGAGGCACGUGGGGCUGAGCGAGGUGCACAAGGCCAUCGCGCUCUUCCUCGACACGCCGCCCGCGCACGGCGGCCCCCGGCACACGCAGAGGAGCAUCUACAGGGAGAUCCUCUUCCUGAUGCUGGCGGCGCUGGGCCGGGAGCACACGGACAUCGCCGCCUUCGACAAGAAGUACAAGUCGGCCUACGCCAAGCUGGCGGGCAGCCUGGGCAAGGAGGAGCUGCGGCGGCGGCGGGCGCAGCCCCCCAGCUCCAAAGCCAUCGACUGCCGCAAGAGCUUCGGGGCCACCCUGGAGUGUUAGGGCCGGGGGGGGGGGGGCACGGGGGGGCAGGGCCCGGCC
Molecule: messenger RNA, 6669 nt
Organism: Cygnus olor (mute swan)
Lineage: Eukaryota; Metazoa; Chordata; Aves; Anseriformes; Anatidae
Gene: DENND4B
Product: DENN domain containing 4B
Exons: 26
Coding region: 2257-6630 (1457 amino acids)
Biological process (GO): regulation of Rab protein signal transduction
Cellular component (GO): cytoplasmic vesicle
Molecular function (GO): protein binding
Source: RefSeq, a predicted model, not a curated record